CUAAAAUAGCAGCCAGCGUGUAAACGUGAAGUCAAAUUAGGUUUUAUCCGGCGGAGAGCAGCCAUAUAGAGUACCCGCACGCAGCAGCAGCAGUUUGGCCCGGGACGAAAGCUUUUGCCGACAACCGCUGACGAGCAUAUGGUGUGUUGAGAAACCAAGAAGAAGAACCUGUGCAUAAUGUGCUAGGAGAGGCGGCGGACGAAAGUCAGUGUGUCUUGUUUGUCCGAUAUCGUCCAAGUGUCAGAGAGACGGGGAAAGGACAGAGCCAUGGGGCGAAAGAAGAUACAGAUCACCAGGAUCAUGGAUGAAAGGAACAGACAGGUUACCUUCACGAAGAGGAAGUUUGGCCUGAUGAAGAAGGCCUACGAGCUGAGCGUCCUGUGCGACUGCGAGAUCGCCCUCAUCAUCUUCAACAGCUCCAACAAACUGUUCCAAUACGCCAGCACCGACAUGGACAAAGUGCUGCUGAAGUAUACGGAGUACAACGAGCCCCACGAGAGCAGAACCAACUCUGACAUUGUCGAGAAAUUAAGAAACAAAGGCCAUAUUGACUGUGCUAGCCCCGAACCCGAAGACUGUUUCGGGCACAGCCCCCUCAUGGAUGACCAUUUCGGCAAACUAAGCGAAGAGAGUGAUUUAAUGUACAAGCGCUGUGGUGCGCUAAACAAGAAAGAACACAGAGGUUGUGAUAGCCCGGACCCCGAUGCCUCAUAUGUCCUCACUCCUCACACUGAAGAAAAGUAUAAAAAAAUUAAUGAGGAGUUUGAUAAUAUGAUGAGAAAUCAUAAAAUCCCCACGGCAUUGCCCCAGCAGAACUUCUCCAUGCACGUGGCGGUGCCCGUGUCCAAUCCGAACGCCAUGUACCAGCUGGGAGGGACUCUGGGCAGCCAGACUUUAGCGGCGGCCGCAGCCUCCCUGGCCGACAACGGGAUGCUGUCUCCUCCACAGGCCUCUUCCCAUAGGAACGUGGGUUCCAGUGGGGGCCCCCAAAGGCCCGCCAGCGCAGGGAACGGUUUUGUGAACCCCAGGGGCUCCCCGGGCCUCCUCAACACGCCCAGCGGCAACGGUCUGGGUAAAGUCAUGCCUACCAAGUCUCCGCCACCCCCUGGGGGGAACAUGGGGAUGGGAAGCCGCAAGCCAGACCUAAGGGUCGUUAUCCCUCCAUCCAGCAAAGGGAUGAUGCCCCCGCUGAAUACACAGAGGAUAAGCAGCUCCCAGUCCACCCAGCCCCUCUCCACCCCCGUGGUGUCCGUCACCACCCCAAGCUUACCCCCGCAAGGCCUGGUCUACUCAGGCAUGCCCACCUCCUACAACCAUGCAGAGUAUUCCCUGAGCAGCGCUGAGCUCUCCUCCCUGCAGGGCUUCGGCUCUCCUGGGCUGUCGCUGGGCUCCAUGUCGGCAUGGCAACAGCAUCAACUUGGCCAGGCAGCGCUUAAUUCUUUGGUCAGCGGCGGAGGCCACCUACCUCAGGGCUCCAACCUCUCCAUCAACACCAGCCAGUGCAUCAACAUCAAAUCCGAGCCUAUCUCGCCGCCACGGGAGCGCGCCACGCCCUCCGGCUUCCCCCAGCACCAGCACCAGCAGCAGCAGCAGCCGCCGCCUCAGCAAGGCCCCGGGCGACAGGACGUGCUGGGACGCUCGCCCGCCGACAGCCUGAGCUCGUCCUGCAGCUCCUACGACGGCAGCGACCGAGAGGACCACCGGGCGGACUUCCACUCGCCGCUGGCGGGCCUGGUCCGACCCCCGGCGCCCGCAGCCGGCGACAGGGAGAGCCCCUCGGUCAAGCGCCUGCGCAUGGACGCGUGGGUGACCUAGAAGGAAGGAGGCGGCCGCCAAGCCAGGCAGGGAGGGCUGUAUGAUAUCCUUAUUUCUCUUUGUACAUUCGGCAGGUACUUGAUCACAUGACGUCUGCAAUAGGAGCUUCUGGCGCGCCCGCUACAUGUCCUUGCUGCUUGGAUGUUGCGCAACCACAGGAGGACUUUUCACCCACACACACACACACACACACACACACUUUUUAUCCCCGGCGCCCUCUAAGUUAUUGACGGCACGAAGAAAAGACGGAAUUUCGGUUGUUGUCACGGUGACAAAGUCUCCAGUCUUCUGUCGCCGCAUCUCCGAUAUGUAAAUAUCCACUUUCACGUCCGUGAGCGUGCCAGGGAGGAAAAGAAACCAUCUUUUUGCGGGUGAGCGCCAAGUCGACGCCCAGCGUACUUCUCGCCCUCGCCAUCCGCACACACUCUGGUGUCAUCUUGUGUCACUCUGCUUUGGCCGUCUGCUUUUGCGCCCCGUUAUCAGCAUCCACGUAUCGGACACGCCCCUCGGUAUUAACCAUGUCUAUGCAGCCCAAGUCACAUGACCCGUCCAGACCACACGUGUGAUGUCAUCGCAGGCGAAAAGCGACUGUUAGCCUCUUCUAUUCCUAAGUGCCACUUGGACUACGGGAUUCCUUUCAUAUUUUGGCGCUAAUUCCACACGUCCAUCAACACCUGGCGGUACAGUGGAACCAAAAAGAUGCAUCUGUCACCCACUUACUAAAAAGUAUCCUCUAAUUAGUACUUUGUCAUUUUGUCACCAAAUUGACCCCUUAGACAAACAAAAAAAUGUACAUACGCAUUUGGCAGUUUUUGGUAAGCAAAUAUUUAUUCUCACUGUAGGACCUCAAUGGUGAGGUUUUUGUAUUGCAGCCAAUCUCACAAGCUGAAGAUGAUAUUCAGAAAAUAUGUUUUAUGGAAGUGGCCUUUGAAAGGGUUAACAAAUGAAUAUAAUUGUAUUUAAUAUGUAUACUUCAGAGGCUAACAGACUUUUUUAAAGUAGAAAAAUAUAUAUUUAACAGUUUUUGGGAAGUGGACAAUUUUUGUCACUAGGACAUUGAUUUUAGUGUUUUUUUGUGAAAUUGAAUACGUUUUUUUUUUAUCUUUAAUUUAGCUGCCAUCUCAGUUUUUGAGGAGAAUAUAUUUAUUGUCACUAGGAUCACAAGUGUGAGCAAUUUUUAAUUUAUUAGUUUGAUUUGGUUAAAUAUAUAUAUGUUUUAUCUUUUAUUUAGCUGCCAUCCACAACCAAAAUACUGAAUAAUAUUCAGUAUUGAAAUAUGUUUUAUGGAAGUCAUUUUGUUUUGUAAACAUACUGGCGUUUGAAGGGUUAAAAACAAAUAUGAUUUGUAUUUAAUGUGUAUAGUUCAGAAGCUAGCACACUUUUUUAAAGUAGAAAAAAAUAUAUUUUAACAGUUUUUGGGAAGCGGAUAUUUUUUGUCACUAGGACAAUGUUGUUGUUUCUUUUGUGAAACUUAAUACGUUUUUUUUUAUCUUUAAUUUAGCUGCCAUCUCAGUUUUUGAGAAGCAGAGACUUAUUGUCACUAGGACCUCAAGUGUGAGGUUUUUGUUUUGUUUUGUUUUUUUUAGUUUAAUUUGGUUCAAUUAAAUUCAAAAUAAAUAUAAAAAUUAUUUAAAUGUAUAUUUCAGGCUGAUCUAAAUGGUAUAAUUGACCUUUUUAAAGUAGAUACAAAUAUAUUUAACAGUUUUUGGGAAGUGGACAAUUUUUGUCACUAGGACAUUGAUUUUAGUUUUUUUUUGUGAAAUUGAAUACGUUUUUUUAAUCUUUAAUUUAGCUGCCAUCUCAGUCUUUGAGAAGCAGAGACUUAUUCUCACUAGGACCUCAAGUGUGAGGUUGUUGUUUUGUUUUGUUUUUUUAGUUUAAUUUAGUUCAAUUAAAUUCAAAAUAAAUAUAAAAAGUAUUUAAAUGUAUAUUUCAGGGUGAUUUAGUUGGUAAAAUUGACCUUUUUAAAGUAGAUACAAAUAUAUUUAACAGUUUUUGGGAAGUGGACAAUUUUUGUCACUAGGACAUUAUUAUUUUUUUGUGUGAAAUUGAAUACGUUUUUUUUCAUCUUUAAUUUAGCUGCCAUCUCAGUUUUUGAGGAGCAGAUAUUUAUUGUCACGAGGAUCACAAGUGUGAGCAAUUUUUUUAUUUUGUAUUUUUUCUUUUUUUAGUUUGAUUUGGUUAAAUAUAUAUAUGUUUUAUCUUUUAUUUAGCUGCCAAAAUACUGAAUAAUAUUCAGAAAAUACUCCUUGAAAUAUGUUUUAUGGAAGUCAUUUUGUUUUGUAAACAUACCGGCCUUUGAAGGGUUAAAAACAAAUAUAAUUCGUAUUUAAUGUGUAUACUUCAGAAGCUAACACACUUUUUUAAAGUAGAAAAAAAUCUAUUUCAACAGUUUUUGGGAAGCAAAUAUUUUUUGUCACUAGGACAAGGUUGUUGUUUCUUUUGUGAAAUUGAAUACGUUUUUUUUAUUUUUUUAUUUUAUCUUUAAUUUAGCUGCCAUCUCAGUUUUUGAGAAGCAGAGACUUAUUCUCACUAGGACCUCAAGUGUGAGGUUUUUGUUUUGUUUUGUUUUUUUAGUUUAAUUUGGUUCAAUUAAAUUCAAAAUAAAUAUAAAAAGUAUUUCAAUGUAUAUUUCAGGCUGAUCUAGUUGGUAAAAUUGACCUUUUUAAAGUAGAUACAAAUAUAUUUAAACGUUUUUGGGAAGCUGACUUUUUGUCAGCAGGACAAUGAUGUUUUUGUUUUUUUGUGAAAUUGAAUACGUUUUUUUUUUAAAUCUUUAAUUUAGCUGCCAUCUCAGUUUUUGAGAAGCAAAGAUUUAUUGUCACUAGGACCUCAAGUGUGAGGGUUUUUGUUUUUUUGUUUAAUUUAGUUAAAUAUAUUUUUUUAAAUUAUUAUUUAACUUAGCUGCCAUCCACAGCCUAAAUACUGUAUAAUAUUCAGGAAACACUCCUUGGAAUAUGUUUUAUGGAAGUGGUUUUGUUUCAUUUUGUACAAAUACCGGCCUUUAAAGGGUUCAAAAUAAAUAUAAAAAGUAUUUAAAUAUAUAUUUCAGGCUGAUCCAGUUGGUAAAAUUGACCUUUUUAAAGUAGAUGAAAAAAUAUAUUUAACAGUUUUUGGGAAGCGGACAUUGAUUGUCACUCGGACCUCAAGUGAGUUUAUUUAUCUUACAGCCUAAAUAUAAUAUUCAUAAAAUACUCCUUGGAAUAUGUUUUAUGGUUUAGUUUAGUUAGUUAUGUAAACACACUGUACCGUCCUUUUCAGGGUUAAACAUAAUUAUACAGAGUUUUAAAUAUGGCUGAUGGUAAAAUUGACAUUUUAUAACAGAAAAACAUGUUUUUAAGUUUUUGGAAGGUGAAGAUGUAUAUUGUCAAUAGGACCUUUUACUUUUUAUUUAAUUUUGUUGAAUUUAUAUCCUUUAUUUAGCUGCCGUCUCACAGCCUAAAUAAAAUAUUCAGAAAAUACUCCUUGAAAUGUAUUUUAUGGAAGUGGUUUAGUUUAGUUAGUUAUGUAAACAUAUUGGCCUUUAAAGGGUUCAAAAUAAAUAUGAAUAGUAUUUAAUGUGUAUGUUUUAGGCUGAUGGAGUUGGUAAAAUGUAAUUUUUUUCAAGUAGAAAAAAAAACAUUUAACCGUUUUUGGAAAGCAGUUAUUUACUGUGAAUAGGGCCUUAAGUGAGUUUUUAUUCAUUUUUGUGAAAUUUAAUUCGUUUUUAAAAAUUUUUUAUUCUGUGAUUUAGCUGCCAUCUCACAGCCUAAAUAUAAUAUUCAGAAAAUACUCAUUGAAAUAUGUUUUAUGGAAGUGGCUUAAUUAGUAAUGUAAACACACUGUACUGUUGUUCUAAGGGUUACAAAUAAUUAUACAGAGUUUUAAUUCAAAUAUAUAUAUUUCAGGCUAAUCUAAAUUAGUUGGUAACAUUGACAUUUUUAUAACAAAAAACUUUUUUUUUUUUGUUUUUGAAAGGUGGAGAUGUAUUGUCUCUAGGACCUCAAGUUUGAGUUUAAAAAUAUAAUUUUGUUAAAUUGAAUUUGUUUUUUAAAAUCUUUUAUUUAGCUGCCAUCUCACAAGUUAAAGAAAAUACUCCUUAAAAUAUGUUUUAUGGAAGUGGUUUAGUUCAUUUAGUUACAGUAUGUAUAGUAGGGAAGGGAUUCAUAAGGCCCCAUUCCUGGGUGGAUCUCGCAUGAGAGGAAGAGGGGGGUUGUUAAUCAUUUUGCAGUCUGCUGAAAAUGAUGGAAAGUGCCACCCUAAAUAGAAACUGACGCUGUGGUCAAAGUUGGAAUUGCCACAAAACACUCUACUGCCAUCUGGAGGCUAAAGUGGAUAUUCCAACCCACCAUUAGUCACGUUUCAUGUGUCAGGAAAACCACGAUGAUUGGGGCCAUAUGAAUCCCCUUCCUAAAGUAAAACAUACUGGUUUUUAAAGGGUUCAAAAUAAAUACAAACAUUAUUUAAUAUGGAUAUUCCAGGCAGAUGUAGUUGGUAAAAUUGACUUUUUUAAAGUAGAAAAAAUAUAUACAUGUAAGUUUUUGGGAAGCAGAGAUUUAUUGUCACUAGGACCCCAAGUAACUUUGUUUUAUUUAAUUUUGUGGAAUUUAAAUAGUUUAUUCUUUAAUUGAGCUGCCAUCUCACAACCUACAGAAAAUAUUCAGAAAAUACUAAUUUCUUAGUUAUGUAACACUUUCAAGGGUUAAAAAUAAAUAGAAAGAGUAUUUAAUAUAUAUUUUUCAGGCUGAAGUAGUUGGUAAAAUUGACUUAUUUAAAAUAGUAAAAAAUAAGUAAUAUAUUUUAACUGUUUUUGGGAAGCACAAAUGUAUUGUCACCUAAAUAUUUUUAAAUCUGUUUUUAAUCUUUUCUAUUUCUGCCAUCUCGCAGCCUUAAAAUAAGUUUCAGAAAUGACUCACUAAAAUGUAUUUUAUGUAAGGUUUAGUUAUGUUCACAUACUGGCUUUUAUAGGGUGAAAAAUAACACGCAUCCUUUCAAAUGUAAUAUGAUCUAGCAGGCACAAGACAUUAAAACAACUUUGAAAACUUGUUGAAUUAGAUUUUGCAACGUUGUUUCAAUGUUUAUUUUAAAGGACUUGUACGUAUAAUCAACGUUGUAUCAAUGUCUUGUGCCUGCUGGGUUUACGGUUCAGCCUGAAGUCGUUUAUAAAAUGUACUUGAUCAAAGUAGUAAAAAAAAAAAAUCUCAUACUCAAAACUGUUUUUGGAAAGCGGACAUUUUUAGUCACUCGGACCUCAAGUGUGAGGUUUUUUUUUUUGUUUUUGUAGUGCCGCCAUCUCACGGCCGAAAUAUAAUUAGACAAUACUUAUUGAAAUGUAUUUUAUGGAAGUGUUUAAAUGAGUUAUGUAAACAUGCUGGCAUUUAAAUGGUUAUUUAAUACAUGUAUUUCAGGGUGAAGUAGUGGGGAAAAAUCAGUUCAAAGUUGAAAGUGGCUUAUGGAAAGUGGACAUUUUUGUUGUGAAGAAAGUAUCCAUUAUGUAUUUCCGGGAAAUAUAUAUAUUUUAAUUGUAUGUGGUUUAAAUUAUUUGAACAAACUGACCUUUAAGAGUUUUUAAAAAGUAAAUAUGAGUGUAUAAAUAUGAAUAAUUCUCUUCAGAGUUGGCAUUUUUGCUGACAUUAGGGAAAAAAGUAAAUCUGAGUGUAUAAAUAUGAAUAAUUAUCUUCAAAGUUGGCAUUUUUGCUGACUUUAGGGACACAUCAUUGACAUAUAAUAAUAAUAUAAAUUCCCUAAGUAAAAUACAGUAUAAUUAGUGACAAUGACAGAAGGUUACUGCAAACUACUGGUGUUUGAUUUAAUGCACGUGUGAAAACCUACAAACCCCGUUUCCAUAUGAGUUGGGAAAUUGUGUUAGAUGUAAAUAUAAACGGAAUACAAUGAUUUGCAAAUCAUUUUCAACCCAUAUUCAGUUGAAUAUGCUACAAAGACAACAUAUUUGAUGUUCAAACUGAUAAACAUUUUUUUUUUUUGCAAAUAAUUAUUAACUUUAGAAUUUGAUGCCAGCAUCACGUGACAAAGAAGUUGGGAAAGGUGGCAAUAAAUACUGAUAAAGUUGAGGAAUGCUCAUCAAACACUUAUUUGGAACAUCCCACAGGUGAACAGGCAAAUUGGGAACAGGUGGGUGCCAUGAUUGGGUAUAAAAGUAGAUUCCAUGAAAUGCUCAGUCAUUCACAAACAAGGAUGGGGCGAGGGUCACCACUUUGUCAACAAAUGCGUGAGCAAAUUGUUGAACAGUUUAAGAAAAACCUUUCUCAACCAGCUAUUGCAAGGAAUUUAGGGAUUUCACCAUCUACGGUCCGUAAUAUCAUCAAAGGGUUCAGAGAAUCUGGAGAAAUCACUGCACGUAAGCAGCCAAUCCCGUGACCUUCGAUCCCUCAGGCUGUACUGCAUCAACAAGCAGCAUCAGUGUGUAAAGGAUAUAAUGAUAAAUACAUAAAUGAUAAAUGGGUUAUACUUGUAUAGCGCUUUUCUACCUUCAAGGUACUCAAAGUGCUUUGACAGUAUUUCCACAUUCACCCAUUCACACACUGAUGGCGGGAGCUGCCAUGCAAGGCGCUAACCAGCAGCCAUCAGGAGCAAGGGUGAAGUGUCUUGCCCAAGGAAACAACGGACGUGACUAGGAUGGUAGAAGGUGGGGAUUGAACCCCAGUAACCAGCAACCUUCCGAUUGCUGGCACGGCCACUCUACCAACUUCGCCACGCCGUCCCUAUGGGCUAAGGAACACUUCAGAAACCCACUGAAAAUCAUUGUAUUCCGUUUAUAUUUACAUCUAACACAAUUUCCCAACUCGUAUGGAAACGGGGUUUGUACUAGUGCUUUCCUCCAUUUACAGUUCUAUGGUUAUCAUCACACUUUCCAUUAAUGGCACUUUAAAGACAAAAAAAGGCAACGAAAACACAAUUUAAUGAGUGAAAGAGAAACAAGAAAUGGUUCUCAAAGUUAGAAAAUGUUUGUUUGAACUCUCCAGUUCUGCGUUGUCGGUUCCACUGUACCUUGACCAAUAUUCCCCAAACUAUCGUCAACCAUUCAAAUGUAAUGCAGAGCAGCGGGUCAGGAUGAAAAGGAGCAAUAAGAAAACAGCAUCACCUCGUAGUCGAGCACACUUGAUGACAUAUCAGGGACUUUUGUAGUUUGUAUAUGCACACGCAGAGUAAAUGCCUUAUCCCAAAGAAAUAGAGUAGGACACAAGUGUCAGCUCCUUUAUGGCAGAAGAAGAAACAGACGGCCCAAGUGGAGUGAUGCACUCUCCUCCUCCUCCAACAAAACAACCGAUGAAUGUGGAAAGGAAAAUGUGGUGGAGGACUUUUUUUCCUUCAUGGCUUUUUUUCUAAACAGAACACGUGUUUGCUACAGGAAGUGUUUGUACAGCAGCCCAUAGUUCACCUUCACUCCAAAGCUGUUUGUUUUUUUUUCGGUUUGGCGGCACAAGCUGGACUUUGUUGCCAACAAUGGACUUUCUUGUUUCGGUUAAAUAAAAAAAAACGUUAUGAAAAGAAAAAAAAAGAUUUUAAGUUAAUCCGCGUUUUAAGUCCCCCCGAAUGUGCUAUUUUAUUUUUCAGCAUAUAUUAAAUAUUCAAGUGGAAUUUUUAUGGAACAUUAAAGAUAUUAUGCUAGAUAUUGUUGUACAAAAUUUGUAUUUUUCAGAAAAGUACAAAUAUUGGCUUUUAACGUGUGAUUUAGGUUAUCUCUCUCUUUAUGUGUAUACAAAAAAAAAAGAAAGAAGUCUGUUCUCUUGUGAAGUCCCACACAGUAGCAAAGUUGAUUAAACACGUCUUCAUGUCUAGUUCAUCUUUGACUCUGCCCAUUAAAUGCUUUUAUUCACCUCGCCGCUCUCAUUUUGUGCAGAAAAUAUGACCUGGAUAUUACUGGCUACAAUGUCCACCUGUUUUUAUUCACCUUUGCUUACAGUUGGACCUUUUAAAUCAACUUUAUGGAUUGAAUGUGUGAAUAAAAUGUGAAGUUGGUGAACUUCAUUGCAAUAUGU
Entelurus aequoreus (snake pipefish) is the source of this 9794-nucleotide messenger RNA. RefSeq names its product myocyte enhancer factor 2aa (gene mef2aa). The transcript is spliced from 10 exons. The coding region runs from base 268 to 1815 and encodes 515 amino acids. Lineage: Eukaryota; Metazoa; Chordata; Actinopteri; Syngnathiformes; Syngnathidae. Gene Ontology annotation, molecular function: protein dimerization activity; RNA polymerase II cis-regulatory region sequence-specific DNA binding; histone deacetylase binding. The record is from RefSeq and is a predicted model, not a curated record. Gene Ontology annotation, biological process: heart development; positive regulation of transcription by RNA polymerase II; cell differentiation.